GUUUAAGUUCAACUGAGAGCCGCACACUAGCCAAGCCGGGACAUGCCGUCGCGCUCUCUAUCCAUGCAGCUUUUGUUCUUCGCGAUAAUCACGACUUCAUAAUCCACCACCAACCUCCAAACUCCAAACUCCAAAACCAUGCCUCUCCUUUUCCCUGGCGACACGGUCGCCGACCUCCCGGCGCCACAGAAAGCUAACGCCACCCUCAAGCUUGGACCUGGCCUCAUCCAUACUCCGCCCACCACCAUCACCGCUCACAAAGCUGGUGAACUGGUAGUUGAUGCCCGGAAACAUGCGUUGUGGAUAGAAAGCAACUCCCGCCGCUAUAUUCCUUACCCCCAAGAUGCCGUCGUAGCAACUAUCCUUCGCUCCUCGGCCGACGCUUACAUCUGCGCCAUUCCCUCCUCCACCUCGCCCGCACCUUCCAGCGUACAGGCUACGCUUCCGCACCUCGCUUUCCCCAACGCUACGAAAAAGACACGCCCCAUUUUCCACCCCGGCGCGACGGUGUAUGCGCGCAUCUCACUGGCAAACAAACACAUGGACCCCGAGCUGGAAUGCUACGAUGCCGAGACGGGGAAGGGAUCUGGUUUCGGAGAGUUAAAGGGAGGGAUGAUUUUUUCCAUCAGCCUUGGACUUGCCAGGCGGCUGCUGGGCGACGGAAAAAAGAUGCUGCAGGCUGCCACGAGGGCGGGCGAGAAAUGGGAAGGUGGCAGUGGCGUCGAGCUGCUGGAAGAGCUGGGAAAGAGUAUAGCGUUCGAGUGUGCUAUCGGGAGAAACGGGAAGGCGUGGGUUGACUCGGGGGAUGUCGCGACGACGUUGAUGAUUGGAAGGUGCUUGAUGGCGAGUGAAGGCCUUACCGCCGAGGAAGUGAGGACGAUGGUGAGGGCGGAAUUGAAAAAGACUCAAGGUUGAGGGCAGAGAUAUCAUCAUGAGGAAGACCGUUGCGAGGUGAUCGUAGCUGGGAUCCGUAAAUACCAUUAACGAACAUUCCCCGGAGCUAGACAUCUUUCAGCUAGGCCGAAUUUCGUUGGCCAAACAUUUCACGUCGAAAUACUCAAGAAUUGAAUUUGCUGUCAUUGACAAACGAUAUUACAUGUACCUAAAGUACCUGGGUUUUCCAUCUGUGCUUACGAGCUAUGGCC
This is a messenger RNA of Tricharina praecox, 1145 nucleotides long. RefSeq lists its product as uncharacterized. Gene Ontology annotation, biological process: poly(A)-dependent snoRNA 3'-end processing; U4 snRNA 3'-end processing; TRAMP-dependent tRNA surveillance pathway. The record is from RefSeq and is a predicted model, not a curated record. Gene Ontology annotation, molecular function: RNA binding. Bases 139 to 915 code for a protein of 258 amino acids. The transcript is spliced from 2 exons. Gene Ontology annotation, cellular component: nuclear exosome (RNase complex); cytoplasmic exosome (RNase complex). NCBI's taxonomy places the organism in Eukaryota, Fungi, Ascomycota, Pezizomycetes, Pezizales, Pyronemataceae.